CGCAUCGCGAGAAUUGUCGAGCCAUGAGAAGCUACGGCCGAAUGCUAUUUUAAGUACGUGAGCUCGUACGAAAGUACAAACGUAUGUUCGUGAACUUGACGUAGUCCUUUACCUUCGAGACCAUCGCGGGUUCGCGUAGUUACACCGCGAUGACGCGAAUUCCAAGGCCUGUAAAGGCAUGCCGCCAAAUGCCCGUACAGUGUAUCUGCCUUCAGCGAGGCUGCAGCACCCACGUCCCCAUUAAGAAGGCACGGAGUAAACACGCGUUCGCGCAUAUACCGCUUACAAUCUUGAAGGAUCGGCUGUACAAAUGGAGCAUGCAGGUGAUCGGAGAUGACAACGCUCUACGCGAAGUCCGCCUGCAACCUCAAUCUGUAGGCAAUCUUAACAUCGCAGAAGAACACUCUCAAGGCGAGAAUAAGCGCGCGAAACAUGAUCGUGUCAUUUCCGGCUCGACAGUUGAGGAUUGUGGUGCGAAAGCUCGUGAUUUCCGAUCGGCAGCCUUACCACAAGGCUGAACCUCUGGGUUUGAGCUCUGUUGGACCUUGGUAGAUAUUUUUGAGCUUUUGUCGGUAAUGAACGUAUUGAGCCAUGCCUCGAGAAUCUGGAAGCAUCCACGAUUGGUGACCAGUAGCUCAUCUAGCGACCCGGGCGGCACACGCGCGACACAGUGCCGGACGGGCUGUAGAGGACCACCAGCGUAGCUCUUACACCAUGCGACCCAAGGUUCUAAUGCUGCUAGGUUUUGCCUUGUGUUUUAUUCAAGCUCAUACGGUAGAAGUUUCGAUCGCGCUAAAGUUGAGAGAGCAUUCGGGCUGUGCAGUGACGGAAGUGGAAAUACGUGCCGUCUCUCUCGCGGUCCGAGUGGAUUUCUUCUGCGACAGUGUUUGAUAGGUACCGUCAUGAUACACAACUUGAAUCGAUGUAGACCGACCUCAUGGAUAGCAUGAACUAGUUUC
This is a messenger RNA of Paraphaeosphaeria sporulosa, 959 nucleotides long. RefSeq lists its product as uncharacterized. The transcript has a single exon. Lineage: Eukaryota; Fungi; Ascomycota; Dothideomycetes; Pleosporales; Didymosphaeriaceae. The record is from RefSeq and is a predicted model, not a curated record. Bases 189 to 518 code for a protein of 109 amino acids.